Arachis ipaensis is the source of this 480-nucleotide messenger RNA. RefSeq lists its product as uncharacterized. Lineage: Eukaryota; Viridiplantae; Streptophyta; Magnoliopsida; Fabales; Fabaceae. Gene Ontology annotation, molecular function: zinc ion binding. The record is from RefSeq and is a predicted model, not a curated record.
AUGAACUUCCAAAUUGGAGGUGAUAAUUUGAGUUGCAACAUGAACUCAAGUGAGAGCAUUGGGGUUCGGAGGAAGAAGAGAUGGUUCUCCCCAAAGUGCUAUUGCGGGUCUCAUGCUAUUCUAUUUAUGUCUGGGACUGAAAAUAAUCCGGAUAGAUUAUUCUUUCGUUGUCCUUAUUUCAAGACUAUAGAAGUUCAUUGCUCAUUCUUUGCAUGGCUAGAUGAUUAUGUUGCUUCAUUUAAUGAGUAUGCUGGGAAGACAAUGUCAAAGGGGGUAUUGUUGCAAAAGCAGAAUCCGUUUGAAGGAGAGAGUGAUGCAAUGGAUGACAAAGUGAAAAAGCUAGAGGAUAGGUUGAUUGGAUUAGAGAACGAAUUGGAGAAGUGUAGAUUAAAAACGAGUGGAACAGCCAUCAUCUCGACAAAUAUUGUGCUCCCUGUGGUUCUUAGAGUUGCUGUACCAGCUACUGGCUUAGUGCCUUGA